Molecule: messenger RNA, 1457 nt
Organism: Camelus dromedarius (Arabian camel)
Lineage: Eukaryota; Metazoa; Chordata; Mammalia; Artiodactyla; Camelidae
Gene: AADAC
Product: arylacetamide deacetylase
Exons: 5
Coding region: 206-1405 (399 amino acids)
Biological process (GO): positive regulation of triglyceride catabolic process
Cellular component (GO): endoplasmic reticulum membrane
Molecular function (GO): serine hydrolase activity; triacylglycerol lipase activity
Source: RefSeq, a predicted model, not a curated record
UUUAUAAACUGCACACUGAAACUUGAGCUCUCAGCAGCAGCACCAGUCCUUAGUGCCUGCCAUGUGAUAACCUGUUGUGCUAAUGAGCAAACUCUGGGGGCCAGAAAUGAUGUAAUUCUGGGUGGGGUUUGCCCCUGUCUAUUUAGUCUCAGGCACUGAAACGAGGUAUAAUAUUGUCUUGUUUAAGAAACGGAACAGUUGCAAUAUGGGGAAAAAAUUCUUUGACUCCCUGAUAUUGGGACUCCUUAUAGCAAAUUAUAUUUAUGAACCUCUCCCAGACAAUGUUGAAGAACCAUGGAAAAUUAUGCUGUUAAAUGCUAUUUUUAAAACGACGUCAUAUCUGUCCCUGUUUGCUGAAAUAUUGGGAUUAAACAACUCCAUGGAAUCCAUGAUGUUCUUUUCAAGGUUUCAAAGUGUUCCACCAACAUCAGAUGAAAAUGUAACUGUGAGAGAUACAACAUUUAAUGACAUUCCUGUCCGUAUAUAUGUGCCCCAACGGAAGCCAAAAUCUUUAAGAAGAGGCUUGUUUUAUAUCCAUGGUGGUGGCUGGUGUUGGGGUAGUAAUGCUUAUGAAAGCUAUGACCUUCUAUCAAGAUGGACAGCAGACAAACUUGAUGCAGUUAUCGUAUCAACCAACUACAGACUAGCCCCAAAGUAUCAUUUUCCUAUUCAAUUUGAAGAUGUAUACACUGCAUUAAAAUGGUUUUUACACCCCAACGUUCUUGAAAACUACGGUGUAGAUCCCAGAAGAGUUGGUAUCUCUGGAGAUAGUGCUGGAGGAAAUUUAGCUGCAGCCGUGACUCAGCAGCUAUUAGAAGACCCAGAUGUCAAGAUCAAACUCAAGGUCCAGUCUUUAAUAUAUCCUGCCCUUCAGAAUUUUGAUAUGGAUUUACCAUCAUAUAGAGAAAAUUCACAUUUUCCAAUUCUGUCCAAAUCACUCAUGGUCAGAUUCUGGAGUGAGUAUUUUACUACAGAUAGGUCACUUGAGAAAGCAAUGCUUUCUAACCAACAUAUACCUCUGGAAUCAAUUCAUCAGUUCAAAUUAGUUAACUGGAGUUCUUUGCUUCCUGAGAAGUUUAAGAAAGGCCACAUUUAUAAGACUCCAACUCAUGGCAGUUCAGAGCUGGCUAAAAAAUAUCCAGGUUUUCUAGAUGUGAAAGCUUCACCUUUGCUAGCUGAUGACAACAAGUUGCGUAAUUUACCCCUGACCUAUAUCAUCACUUGUCAAUAUGAUGUCUUAAGAGAUGAUGGGCUCAUGUACGUUACUCGACUUCGGAAUUCUGGAGUCCAGGUGGUCCAUAGCCACGUGGAGGGUGCAUUCCAUGGGACAGUUUCUUUUCUGUUUAUGAAAAUUGGUUAUAGGCUAGCCAACCAGUAUAUUAGUUGGCUAGAUGAAAACCUGUAGUAAAAAUCUGAUCAAUAUAGUAAAAUGUAAGCCCCCAUGUUUCAGGAAAAAA